This is a messenger RNA of Aspergillus saccharolyticus JOP 1030-1, 2529 nucleotides long. Its product is annotated as coiled-coil domain-containing protein MAD1. Gene Ontology annotation, cellular component: nuclear envelope; mitotic spindle; kinetochore. The record is from RefSeq and is a predicted model, not a curated record. Bases 152 to 2365 code for a protein of 737 amino acids. The transcript has 4 exons. NCBI's taxonomy places the organism in Eukaryota, Fungi, Ascomycota, Eurotiomycetes, Eurotiales, Aspergillaceae. Gene Ontology annotation, biological process: mitotic spindle assembly checkpoint signaling; attachment of mitotic spindle microtubules to kinetochore.
UUGUGAGCCUUGAGUGGUGCUCGCUUACACUUCGGUCGCCAGACUGCAAGUCCAGCCUGCGUCUAGUCCGUGAUACCAAGUAUUGAUUGUACUGUAUUGGCGAUCAGAGUGAAGCUUCCCGCAAGGCCUGUUUGGCCUUCUAUCACCCGAUAUGGCUUCAAACCAACCCCCUCUUUCAGCUUGGGGCUCUCCGCCUCCCGAGUCGCCUCUGGCACUUCCUCCGGCACCGAGUGUUUUCCAGUUAUCGAGUCGCCUAGCGGAACCAGCUCACCCUUCGAAACCAGAUACCGAAAAGGAGGAACUACGGGUUCAAGUAAACACGCUGAAGUAUGAAUUGGAGAAUUUCAAGCAAGAGCGAGACCUGAUGAUCCUGCGUCACGAGAAAGAAGUUCGGGAAUUGCAAUUGAAGGCAGAUGCGGACUUUCGUAAAGCUCAGGUUGCGGAAUCAUCCAGUCACCGUGCCAGCCACAAGAGCGAGACCAUUGCGAAAGAGUUGAAAGAGGUACAAGAUAACGCUCUUAACGAGAAAGCAGAGUUAGAGCGAAAACUUCGUACACUUCAAGACCAAAACCAAUCUCUUCAGGAAGAUGUCGAUGAUACAAAGGCGCAACUACUGGACCAAGAACGACAAUUCAAAUAUCAAAUUAAUGAGUUGGAAACGAUCCGAUUGUCAUUCCAGAAGACGCUUGAGGAGUUGCAAACCGACUUGCAGAGUGUGAGAAGUGACUUGCACGCGACUCAAGCGAAGUUGCAGGAGCGAGAGACGGAAGUCGCACAUUUAGAAUCAGAGAAUAUCCGUCUGAAGGCCGAAGGCAGCGAUCCGGAGACACUAUUGGUCCUUAAGCGGGAGCUUUCGGAUCAAGUCAAUCACAUCAGGAGCUUGGAGACUACGAAUCGUGAACAAACUACCGAACUACGUCAUUUGCGGAAGGUCCAGAAGAAUGUGGAAGUAGUAGAGGAGCAGAAGCGAUCCUUGGAAAAUCAGUUACAGCUCAUGAAGGGUGUGGAGUCUGAAUUAGGAACGGUUCAGAUCCAGAUGCAGAUACUUGAAGACGAGCGGCGGUCAUGGACCAGUCUCUUACAGGACAACGACCAGCCGGCGGAGCUUGAUUCUCCUGAAUUGGUAGUCAAAGCUCUGUUGCAGGAACGGAUAGAGAAAGCCACCCUUGUUGACAAGCUGGGAAGCGUUGAAGCCGGAUUCUUGGAGAAGGAGGAGCAAAUACGAAGCUUGGAGGUCGAGAAGGCCAACAUGCGGAAGGAGAUAGAGAUUCUUCGCGCGGCUGCUUCUGUAGCUGGCGGAGCCACUGCUGAGAGCCGCACGAAAUCCCGCCUUGAGAGGCAGCGCACUCUCGCUGUCAAGGAAGUCGAGUACCUUCGGGCCCAGCUGAAGACCUUUGACACCGAAGAGGAAACCAUGAACGCCGAACAGAGUCAGUUUGAUCAGCAGAAAUCCGAGCAGAUUGCCGCCUUGGAAAAGCUUGUCGAUGAAUACCGAGCUGAGCUGGCCAAGGCUCACGAGGAGCUUUCUCAGCGUGAGGCGCCGGUGGCGCAGCCAGAAGAGUCACAGCAGCCGCGUGGAAUCAAGAGACCCCUCUCACCUGCCGAGAGUGACGUUGAGAGCGAACGCCUCUCUGUUCUAUCCCGUAAAAACCGGACACUACAGGAGUCGCUCACGAAAUCCGAGCAGGCCACGACUCUUCUGCGUAAGGAGCUUGAGGCCGCAAAAUCACAGCUGAGAUCCCUCAAGGCCAAGUCACGUACUCGCAUCCUAGAACUGCGCGACAACCCUACGGCAGAAGCCGAGAACCUCAAGAUGUCGACCAUUAGAACUCUGAAGGCCGAGAACCAGGAUUUGCUGGCGCAGCUGCGCGGCGAUCAUGCCGACGUCAAAGUCGUCCCCGUCAGCACCCUCGAAAGCAUGAAGCUAGAAAUACAAGAUAUGGAGCGUGUUGUCGCCGACAAGGAGAAGCGCAUGCGCCGCCUGAAGGAAAUCUGGACUGCUAAGUCUUCGGAGUUCCGCGAAGCCGUUGCGUCCCUCUUGGGAUUCAAAUUAGACUUUCUUCCCAACGGUCGGGUGCGAGUAACGUCUAUGUUCCACCUUUCGCCCGCCUACAGGCAUGGCGACCGCGAUGGGGCUUCGGACUCCCAAGGACCAGGAAGCAUGGGCAAUGGGGAGGAGAAUUCGAUCAUCUUCGAUGGCGAGAACGGCACCAUGAAAAUAUCCGGAGGCCCCAAUAGCCUUUUCGCAAUGGAAAUAAGGCCUCUAGUUAAGUUCUGGGUGGAAGAACGCAAGGACAUACCCUGCUUCCUGGCCGCGAUGACACUUGACUUUUAUGACAAGACAACAAGGGCAACGCGUAUGUAAAUUUGCUGUGACUCAUGUGGAGUGGGCUCUUCGGCUCUAAUUCUUUGUUUGAUUCUUGCAACAGCUGAAGUGAUAUCCCGGCACAGGUCUUGCUGGUGCCAUGUUUGUUAUACCCAUGACUCUUCCAAUUACCAGUAGAUGAGCUUUAUUUUCCAGUGACCUAG